GGAGCUGUCAAAAACAAGUCAUUAAUUUUCUUACUGAAAAAGAUUAACGCAGUACCAUGUCAACUCCGAAGCCAAAAAAUAUGGAUACCCCCGAAGGGAAAAGGACCAAAGGCCAAGGACCAAACGGUGUGAAAGGAUGCUGUUGCAAGAGGUCGCAGUGCAUUAAAAACUACUGCGAUUGCUACCAGUCCAUGGCGAUUUGCACCAAAUUUUGUCGAUGCGUUGGUUGCAGGAACACGGAGGUUCGCAAGGUCGUGGACUCCGACUCUGGGGCCAAGAAUUCCAGUGCCGUGAAACGGCAAAAGGCAGCUGCCAUGAGUGCAAAGGCAGCAGCUGCGGCUGCCAAGGCGGGCAUUAAUGUCCAGAUGAAGGGGCUCCAGGCAGGCGGACCGGGAGUAGGGCUACCCGGAAAAGCCCCGGCUACGCCCAAACCCCUUGGCUUUGUAGCAGGUCAACCACCAAUGCCGGUUUCUAUUAACAUAAUCGCUGCUCGUCCCCCAACUAGUGGCUCCGCUCCAGUCAGAAUAACAAAACCGCCGGUGGAGCAGCUGCCAGUUGCUCCAGUAAUUCCGUUGCGGCAAGAUGAUCGCAGAGAGCGGAACCUCUUCGUCCAGCCGGUCAACGCCUCUCUGCUGGAAUGCAUUCUCAUCCAGGCCACUGAAGCCGAGCAGUUGGGACUCAGCGAACUCCAAGUGGGUCAGUUGGUGCUUGCGGAAUUCAUCCGCGGCUACAAGGGUAUCUUGGAAAAAAUCUGCGAAUAUAAUAAAGAUUUUUAUUGAAUGUUUAAGUAAAUGAACAAAAUCUAUCUAACAAAUGGGA
Messenger RNA from Drosophila biarmipes, 819 nucleotides. RefSeq lists its product as uncharacterized. Gene Ontology annotation, biological process: regulation of DNA-templated transcription. Gene Ontology annotation, cellular component: nucleus. The record is from RefSeq and is a predicted model, not a curated record. Lineage: Eukaryota; Metazoa; Arthropoda; Insecta; Diptera; Drosophilidae. Bases 57 to 779 code for a protein of 240 amino acids. The transcript has 2 exons.